AUUUAUGUAUUUUUACAACUUAAAUUACUGUGCAUGGUUUUUGUGAGUUGUCUUCAAAACGAUGGCCAAUUAUACGAUUGAUACAGAUAAAAUUUGCCGCUUCUGUUUAUGCCCCGAUAAUCUAGUUUCAUUUUCGGAAGCAACGAGUACAGCUUUAACUUUUGAAGAUGUGCUAUAUUGUACCGGAAUUAAACUACCAAAAGAUGAAGGGUUAAUCAUUUGUAAUGAUUGUUGCAUAUUAAUUAACAACACAGCGAAUUAUCGUCGCACAUGUUUACAAAAUGAUACCAUCUAUAAAAGGCUAGUAACUGGCAAUGGCAACAGCAAUGCUAAGCACAAGACACGCGUUACUGGAGAAAUAAUUGGACGUGGCGCAGAAACUGUUCAAUCUUCGGAUUUAACUGCUAGUAAAAACGAUUCAAUGACACAGGACGACUCGGAGUCCGAUGACGUACCUUUGGCGUCGCUUUGCAGAAAACACGAUGAGUUAAAAUCCAAAAUCGGAAAUGAAGAAAGUUUGAAAUUUUGCCCGAAGGACAGUGGAAAAAAUCAAGCAACGGGUGUAGAAUCUGGCAAAAGUUUUUUAGAUACUUCAACGCACUGGUCCAAAAGAAAAAGAUCACUUUCGGAUGCCAACGAUUCGGAUGAUUCUAUUACUUCACUGUAUGGAGAAUGGAUGGAUAAAAUUUCAAGCGACUCUAUGCCAAAUGACUUGCUAAAUACGAGAGCCUAUCUAGCUUAUGGGCUAUGCCAUAUUUGUGGGAAUGUUGUAAAAACGGUAAAUUCUCAUAUACGUCGGAUACACAAACUAGAAAAGAGUAUAGUUUGUUCACAUUGCCCGAAAAGAUUUAAAGAAAAAUCUGCUCUACAACGCCAUAUUAAUACAUGGCAUGAUAGGCAUAUAAUAAUAACCUGCCCAUUAUGUGGGAAAGGAUUCGUCAACAGUUCAAGCUAUUUCUAUCAUAAGCAAAACUCCCACGGAAAGAGCGAUGUGUACGAGUGUGAAACAUGCCACCGGAAAUUAAAGUCCUGGGACGGGUACAGAAAACAUCGAAAGGAACAUUUACUAUCUGUUCUCAAGUGCAAGGAUUGUGGAAAACUAUUCAAAACUGCGUACACUUUGAAGCAACAUAAUCUUCGUUAUCAUCGUACGUGACCACUCGAUCGGUUCGGUUCUGAGCUGAAACUUGAUUAAUCGAGAGUAAAAACCCAAAUAUUGCUGAAUAUGUGUUGAAAACUAAUGAAAAAGUUGUUGCUCAUACUCGUUUAGUUUCUCCAACCAGGCGAUAUACUCAGGUGACAGAGCUUGGUCCCUGGACAGAGGAAUUGCUACGGAAAAAUGUAAAACCGGUGACAGGCCUUCCUACAAAUUCUGAAUAGAUCUGAAUGCUUUACCGUAUAUUUAAAUUAAUGUGUUCCACCAAUAUUCAUCUGCUGGGAAUAUAUUCAACACAGAGUUUUGCAAAUUAAAAUAAAAGUUGUGUUGUAUAUUGGAGGGAGAAGACACUCCUCGUACGUUUCGGACAAGAAUUAAUGUACUAUGCUUGAAGCCAAAUCAAAACUACGACGAAAUUAUAUUCAACUAAAUGAGA
Molecule: messenger RNA, 1592 nt
Organism: Anopheles coustani
Lineage: Eukaryota; Metazoa; Arthropoda; Insecta; Diptera; Culicidae
Product: zinc finger protein 154-like
Exons: 4
Coding region: 62-1156 (364 amino acids)
Biological process (GO): regulation of transcription by RNA polymerase II
Cellular component (GO): nucleus
Molecular function (GO): zinc ion binding; DNA-binding transcription factor activity, RNA polymerase II-specific; RNA polymerase II transcription regulatory region sequence-specific DNA binding
Source: RefSeq, a predicted model, not a curated record